AUGUCCGCUCCUGUUCCAGUUUGUUACUCAGACAUCGGCAAAUCUGCUAGUGAUCUACUUGGUAAGGAUUACCCAGUUGGAACAAUCAAGCUUGAAUCAAAAACAACCGCUCCUAAUAACGUAUCAUUCAUCCUUUCGGGUCAAAAAGAUUUAAAGGCCGGGGGAAUUAGCGGCGAGUUUAAAAGCAAAUAUAAUUACCCCAAAAGAGGUUUCUUGUUCACUGGAACCUGGACAACAGCCAACUCUUUAAACGUCCAAGUUGAACUUGAUAAUAAUCUUGCAAAAGGGUUGAAAUUAGACUUAAACACAAAUCUUCACCUAGCCAGCGGCAGUAAGAAGGGACCAGUAUUCCAAGGAGAUGUUGUGAUCGGUCAUGAGGGGUUCCUUAUAGGCGGCGAGGCAUUUUAUAAUGUCUCGGAUGGUAACGUCACCCGUUAUGGUGUAUCUACAGGUUUCACUGCUCCCGAAUACAAUAUCACCCUCAAAGCUACCAAUUCGAUGGCUGCAUACGAGCUUCUAUAUUAUCACCGUGUACAUUCUGAUAUCGAAGCUGGAGCGAAGGCACGUUGGGAUACUACUACUUCAGGUGAUAAUAGUAUUAGUAUGGAAGUCGGUACCAAAUAUUUCUUGGACCGUCAUACGUUUGUUAAGGCGAAGAUCGAUAAUUUUGGUCGUUUGGGUCUCGGAUACACGCAAGAACUUCGUCCGGGUGUCAAAAUUUCUAUCGGUGGUAGUUUUGAGACCUCGAAACUAAGUACAAAUUCACAUCGAAUUGGUGUUUCUUUUAAUUUAGAAUCUUAA
This is a messenger RNA of Acaulospora colombiana, 801 nucleotides long. The record is from the annotation of a GenBank genome assembly. Lineage: Eukaryota; Fungi; Glomeromycota; Glomeromycetes; Diversisporales; Acaulosporaceae.